This is a messenger RNA of Corylus avellana, 509 nucleotides long. The record is from RefSeq and is a predicted model, not a curated record. Lineage: Eukaryota; Viridiplantae; Streptophyta; Magnoliopsida; Fagales; Betulaceae.
AACGGGCGCGCCUAGGUUUUUAUCAGCGCUCUGAAUGGGUAGUUUAUCUCGGAUCGGGUUGGCCGCUACUGGAGACUGCUGUGCCACUCGCGGUUAGCGGUUUUCAUUCUCUCGGGCCUUUAUUUCGCUGCUGCUUGAUGCCAUGCCUGCUACAAAGAAGAAUCCUGAGCACAAUCGCGUUGGGAUUGUAUUCAACAAGUUGAUGAAGCAGAUUGAAAGUCCUGUUGAUUUCGAGCUUCCGGAUUGGUUUAACAAAUGGAAGCCUACGCCCUACACCUUUAUAAAGCGCAAUAUAUAUCUCACGAAAAGGAUUAAAAGACGCCUCGAGGAUGAUGGAAUAUUCUGUUCCUGUUGUCUUUCACCUGGAUCUUCUGGUGUGUGUGAUAGAGAUUGCCAUUGCGGGAUGCUUCUAUCUAGCUGCUCCUCUGGCUGUAAAUGUGGGAGUUCAUGCCUCAACAAACCAUUCCAGAGCCGACCUGUGAAGAAGAUGAAACUGGUGAAGGUAUAAG